This is a messenger RNA of Penicillium taxi, 537 nucleotides long. Its product is annotated as translation machinery-associated protein 16. The transcript has 3 exons. NCBI's taxonomy places the organism in Eukaryota, Fungi, Ascomycota, Eurotiomycetes, Eurotiales, Aspergillaceae. Bases 1 to 537 code for a protein of 178 amino acids. The record is from RefSeq and is a predicted model, not a curated record. Gene Ontology annotation, cellular component: nucleus.
AUGCCUGUCACACUUACAAAAGUGCACAAGCACAUCUCUAAGAAGCGUGGCAAGGUUGAAGCCCUCCAUGAGUUCAGUCGAGAUGCUCGACGGUUACGCCGUGCUGGUGCCCGAGAUGACCGAGUGGCUUCCUCUAAUACGACUACAAUGAAGGCUCGCCAGCCAUACAUGGACCGGAUUGAUUACUUCCACGACGCUGUUGCGUCCCUCGAGGAACCCUUAUCUGAUUCAGAAAUGGCUGAAUUGGUCCAGCAAUGCAUCAAUAGAGAUGUGGAGGAGAUUGAACAGCUCAAAAAAGAACAACGCAAAGGUCGCCCUCCCACUCGCCGACAAGAGGCCCUGACACAGAGGACACAGACAGAAGAGAAAGAAUUUAAGACUGGUUUCUGGAUGCCGGACUUAACUGAUGCCUCUGUACUUGUGGCGUUGAAGAAGUGGAAUGCACAAUGGUCAGGUCUCAGUCAAAUGAAGUUCAUGCGACUGCUACAGUCUGGAGAGAAGAAAGCCUCAAGUUUCCCGCCCAAUGGCAUGUCAUGA